Molecule: messenger RNA, 567 nt
Organism: Knipowitschia caucasica
Lineage: Eukaryota; Metazoa; Chordata; Actinopteri; Gobiiformes; Gobiidae
Source: the annotation of a GenBank genome assembly
AUGCAUAUGCACAUCCUGCCCACUCAGACCAAGUACUUCCAAACAACUUACACCAAAAAGCAUCGUCUCGUUCCCGGCCUCGCGUACACACUCCAGGUCCAAUUCCGUCCCGAUGAGUGGCGCUACUUCUAUGACUGCAUUCGGAUUCAUUGCAAGGGCGAGGAGAACCUGAUCAUUCCAGUUCACGCUUACCCUGUGAUCCAUGACCUGCACAUCCCGCCGCACAUCCACCUCCCGGCCACCGAGCUGCAGCAAAGGUGUGUGAGGCCGGGACGGAGCCGGACCCCCAGGCCUCCCCCUGUCUCUUCCAGUCCACCUCUGCUGGUGCCUCUGCUGGUGCCUCUGCUGGUGCCUGUGCCGGUGCCUCUGCCGGUGCCUGUGCUGGUGCCUCUGCUGGUGCCUCUGCUGGUGCCUCUGCUGGUGCCUGUGCCGGUGCCUCUGCCGGUGCCUGUGCUGGUGCCUCUGCCGGUGCCUGUGCUGGUGCCUCUGCUGGUGCCUCUGCUGGUGCCUGUGCUGGUGCCUGUGCCGGUGCCUGUGCCUGUGCUGGUGCCUGUGCUGGUGCCGUGA